Molecule: messenger RNA, 1494 nt
Organism: Gregarina niphandrodes
Lineage: Eukaryota; Apicomplexa; Conoidasida; Eugregarinorida; Gregarinidae
Exons: 1
Coding region: 1-1494 (497 amino acids)
Source: RefSeq, a predicted model, not a curated record
AUGAGCGCUUCUGCGGACGGCCUGUGUCCGUCAUUGCAAGGUCCUUCGAUGCAAAGCUCUUCCAUUCAUGGACAUGUAUGGGACACUAGUCCCCCUGGGUCGUCGGAAGGCGCCGCUAUAAGAGAUCGACCUUCCCUCACCAUGGAGCAAAAAUUGCGGUUGUUAGAGAAGUAUAGAGCCGACAUGUCCUACAAGCUGGCAGUGAGUGACAGUGUUACUGUAGCUGUCGAGUACUUCUCUGCCAAAGAGAAAGCUGGAACGCUGGGCGAAGGCGAGACGCUUGCUGAGGAAGAUGCGCUUCUGGAGCCCGAUGGUACACUGAUCGGUACUCAUUUACUCUCCGAACACUGCAGAAUAAAAGUGCUUAUUAACGUGAUUUUGGAGAGGUGCAUAGGAGGCGGGCCCACCACGUAUCUUAUAGAUACUUUAUCAACCUGGUGCGGUUCCAAUCCGUACAAGAUCCAUAUCCUGAUAAAGAAAUUUCAAUCGAUCGUUAAACAUGCUGACGCUUUCUCCGAUGCUUGCAUCCAUAACAUCUGCUACCUGUACACUCAGCUCAUCGUCAACGAAACCAUCCCUCUUCUGUUGCUGCACUAUACCGGUGUAGACCGUGACGGAGAAACGAAUGCCAGGUUGCUCACACGACUAAUGCUGAUAAACUUGGUCGAAGCCUGGGGCUUCAGACUCACCAAGGCGAAAUUUGCACAAGACCCAAAGUUGGUUGAAAUCAUGGCGACUCCAUCCUACAUUGCGUUGCUCAAAGACUUGGGCUUUCUCUUCCUCGUCCCAAGCAACGAACAAGAGAGUUGUCACUUGGGCAAGCACCAUUUGAGCAACAACCACUUGGGCAACAACCACGGGGUUGUGCAAGGUGUUCUACAAGGAGGCGGUAAUCACAGUUUGGUCACCGGCGCCGACGAAUGUGAGCCGGCGUCCAGAACUCCAGUAUGUGAACGGUCUGCUUACCUAACCACUUUUCCAUCAGCGUGUGAGUACCGCUUGCCUAGCCAUCAUGCUGGCCAUGGUCUUUCUCUGUCAGCGAUGCAUCGCGAAUCAGUGGGGCACCACAAACAUCCACCAACGGGGAAUCCAUUAGCGGGGAAUCCACCAACGGGGAAUCCACUAGCGGGGAAUCCACUAGCGGGGAAUCCACUAGCGGGGCACACCAAGAUGGGCCACCUGCAUGAGGAUGGGUUGGUGAGCAAGUCAGCCGACACGUUGGCCAGCGGGUGUUCCCGAGUUUAUUACGACGCAGAACGAGGAAAUAUUUGCAAGGUUGUGUGUCGUCCGGUUCGGGUGGAGCCCAUCGACGAGUCUGACUCAUCUGAUUCGGUUUCCAAUCCAUCGAUCGAACUCACGGAAAGCGCACAUUCCUCCUCCAUCUCACUCACCCUCGGUGAACCCUACCUUACCGACCUCAGCUCCGACGACGAGGAACACCCUAAAUGCACACGCCGAAGGCUUUGCAGAGUGGUCUGUGUCACGUCCCCGUGA